UAAUGUGCGUCAGUCCUUCGUUCAAAUCAUAUGUUAGCCGCGCUUUGAAAACUUUUCAAAAAUCGAAGAAAAAACUACUUUACUCUGGUGCAGUAACUAAUGCAAACUUACUUCAACAUUCAACGCCUUGGUUUCCUUUUGCUUCAUUUGCUUUGUUGGUGAAUUAAUGCGGUUGUUGUGAGUGGAUAUUUUUGUGCGGUGGUUGCUGUGAUUGGUGCGGGGAAAUUUUUGGUGGCGAAAACUUUUUCUCAGUAGUUUACAUAGUGACAGUUAGUUCGCGUUGGUGGUUAUGACAUGACACGAAGCACCAGUCAGUGAAAUUGUGGAAUGGAAUUAUAUAAAGAGCCAAGAAUGUAUCAACUUUAAGCACGAGUUUUGUUUUAUUCUUCGUGUGCUGCACAUCGAUUGGUGCAAGUGGAACGCGCAUCGACCGUAAAUAAAUUAUCGUGCAACGCACAUGCCGCCGUUUCGCGGCUGUUGACGCCGCCGCCAGGGACCGAACCGCCGCCCAAAGGCUGCACGAAUAUGUACGAAGCGGUGCCGAGCGGCGGCGCGCCGACCAUCAUAACACCAACACACCGCAAUAAACUGCUGAUGUACGACGCCGACGACGACGGCGAGAACGACCUGCCGGAGGACUACUACGUUGAAUGCGAAACAGUUCCACACCAACAGCCCGACGAUGGUCGGCAACGCGUACCUGGUGCGUCUGCCUCACCGUCGCACACCACCUACGCCACGAACAGUGGCAGACCGCGAAUCGCCUCGACCUUAGUUCACAUCGCCGAACGCGAUCGAGCGCACCGCACCGCGCGGCACUCCGUUAACAAUAAUAAUGCACUCGCGAACGAACGCCGGCCGUUAACGAUCGCGGACGCCGACAAUAAUUACAUUAGCGAGCGGAUAAUUGAAUCGAUGGUCAAUGAGCGCGCUGCGCACGCGAAGGAUAACGUCAUGCCGCCGGUGAUGGAGGACAGUAGGGAUUGCAGGGAUGAUUUGAACGAGAGAAAAGACAGCAACGGACCGGAAGCGCACAUUAAUGGCCGCACUCAUCCGGAGGAGUGGAAACAACGUAAUGGGAUAACACAGCGGAACGGCGAAUGCAGGAGGUCGGAGCGUGAGGAAAAUUGUUGUGUGGGCAUGGGUGAGCGCAUAGACGUGGACCAAAUCAAACUGGAGCACUACAGACUAAAGACACAGAAUGUCGGCGUGCAGACGACACAUUUAUCACCGUAUCGGCUGCGAUUUUGGCCGGUGGCGGCAUCGAUUAAGUGCCUGGAUGCCUCGUUUAUGGACGUCGUCAAAUGCUGUUUGCGCACUUUGAGCCAGUGGUUCCUCUCACAAGUUGGUUUGACUUGUGUGCUUAUUGUUUGGGCCCUUUUGGGAGCGACGGCUUUCUAUAAAACAGAAGGUCCGAGGGAACGUGAGCAGGCCGAGCAAAUAGACCAUUAUAAAGUCGAUAUUUCAAUAGAUUUAGCAACCGACUUGCGUCAGUUGAAAGAAGGCUCCGACAAGUGGCCGGAAACCAUUCAGAAAUAUUUAAAUAAACACGAAAGUUUACUGUUGCAAGCGGUAAGUUCUGGAUAUGUCGAAGGCGGCGGGUCCAUCUGGACGUAUCCUGGAUGUGUUCUUUUUGCGGUACUACUACUUACAACACUUGGUUUCGGUGCACCUGUGCCAAGGACCUCGCUGGGCCGAGGCAUGGCCGUCCUCUUCUCUGCUGUCGGCAUUCCACUGCACUUUAUGCUCAUAAUCAACGCGUCCAGUUUGAUUGCCAAAUGCUUGCGUAACUUGGCCACCAUUAAGCCUGCCGGUGAAAUGCCUGAAGCCAAGUCAAACCGCCGCCUAUGGUACAAAUGGUUUCCUCCUAUAGUCGCAGUAUUAUACUACAUCCUAGGUGUGAUUGGUUUCGGUGUGCUGCGGCAGCGCAGCGUUGUCGAAUGCCUUAUGUUUGCACUAGAUUUCACCGAAUCUGGCGGUGUGGCCAAUACUGCUGGUCAUGUGCGCAUUCUGUAUGCAUUAUAUAUUGAAAUUGCAGUGAUACUUGCCGCAACGAUUAUGUCAAUUGUUCAGGUGUCUGCCACGAAUGGCAUCAUCGAUUUGGGCUUGCGACUUGGCCUGCUGACAAAUACGUAAAACAUGUACAUUUAUUGUAAGUGCCUUUAGAGAAACUUAACGAAUUUUAAAUGAACAAAUUGAAGCACAAAUUAUGCUUAUAGCUACGAUAUCGAUAUUAUUAGGGUACUGUUGAUGUGAAUUCGAAAUCAAACUAUUCCGAACGGGUAAUGCGUGAUGACUUUUUACAUAUCAUAGUUAUUUUCAGUUUCAAUUAAUAUUAAUUAUAUUUUAGAGACCUAUCCGUCCAUAAAGGCAUAUGUGUUUAGUUUACAUUAAAGAAAUUUAUUUAUUUUUGUUAUUGUUAUUAUCUUCACUUGCUGGUUUGCUGGAGUUUUUAUUUACAAUGAAUAUCAACACUUUUUUACUCACCUGGGCUGUACAAUACGUACAAAUCAAUGUUUGGCAUGUUAUAAGAUUGCAGACGAGCAAAAACACCAAUGUUAUAUACAAAAUUUUAAUUUCCUAAAGGAAAUUACCAAAUCAGAAUAUUUUUUGUGUUGGUGAGUAAAAAACAUUAUUUAACAUUGACUGACAGUUUUUCAUCAAUUUUAUCUUUGUUAGACGAUGACUUUCAUUAAUUAUGAUUUACUCUAAAUAGCUGUAUUAUGUCGCACAAAGACAUGAGCAUUAUUAAAAACCUAAUUAAUAUGAGAUAACUAUUGUAAAAAUUCAAUUAUUUGUUAUUUAAAAAUGAUGAAUGCAUGAAUGUUCUUUGCGGGCACAACAACGGCGUGAAAAAGGCACAAGGGUUUAAAGUUCUAAAGAUUGAAUUGCAUAAUUAAAAACGGAUAAAACACGGUACUUAUCGCAAGAAUAUAAUAAAUGCAAAUGUUAGCUGUGUAUCAAUAUAUUAUAUUUAUUUUUCUUGUGUUUAAUUUUGAUUAUUAUCAGUAUACUGCUGUCAAGUAUUUUGUAAUAGAUAAUUAAAAAGUAAUGCUAUGAUUCAGAA
This is a messenger RNA of Dalotia coriaria, 3067 nucleotides long. RefSeq lists its product as uncharacterized. Gene Ontology annotation, biological process: potassium ion transmembrane transport; stabilization of membrane potential. The transcript has 4 exons. Gene Ontology annotation, molecular function: outward rectifier potassium channel activity; potassium ion leak channel activity. Gene Ontology annotation, cellular component: plasma membrane. The record is from RefSeq and is a predicted model, not a curated record. The coding region runs from base 526 to 2136 and encodes 536 amino acids. NCBI's taxonomy places the organism in Eukaryota, Metazoa, Arthropoda, Insecta, Coleoptera, Staphylinidae.